Elgaria multicarinata webbii is the source of this 3595-nucleotide messenger RNA. RefSeq names its product SMC5-SMC6 complex localization factor 1 (gene SLF1). NCBI's taxonomy places the organism in Eukaryota, Metazoa, Chordata, Lepidosauria, Squamata, Anguidae. Gene Ontology annotation, molecular function: protein binding. The coding region runs from base 1 to 2769 and encodes 922 amino acids. Gene Ontology annotation, biological process: protein localization to site of double-strand break; DNA damage response; positive regulation of double-strand break repair. The record is from RefSeq and is a predicted model, not a curated record. The transcript has 17 exons. Gene Ontology annotation, cellular component: nucleus; site of double-strand break.
AUGGAAAGUGGCAACCAAAAACCAAGAAUCCAGCUAACCGGAUUUAAGAACCAAGAAAAGAAGACCUUAGUAGAAUUGCUUCAGAAACUAGGCUGUGUUUUCUUUGACACUGAGCAAUACAGAAAUUGCACACACCUUAUAGCAAAGCGGCCAUGCAAGAGUGAAAAGUUCUUAGCAGCUUGUGCAGCCGGAAAGUGGAUACUAACUAAGGACUACAUAAUUAAUAGUGCCGAAAGUGGCAGAUGGCUUGAUGAAACAACUUACGAAUGGGGAUAUAAAAUUGAAAAAGGCUCCCAUUAUUCACCUCAAAUGCAAUCUGCACCUAAAAGAUGGCGCGAAGAACUGACACACUCUGGUGCUGCAGGGGCCUUCCACAGAUGGAAAGUUGUUCUCCUUGUUAUAGGAGGUGAUAAACGAAAGGAUUCUUUCAUAAGAAUUCUAGAAGCAGGAAAAGCAAAUAUAUACACAACAUUAAGUGCACCAAAGGAUAUUACUCAUGUGUUAACUAAUAAUUCAGCAUUAAGUGAAGAAAGUGAGAAACAUCUCUUUGGAGCACCAUACUAUCCAGUUCGUUAUUUAGGGAAUUAUCUCUUAGAGAAUGAAAUUAAAAGUGAUAUUGAAAAAUGCCAGGGAAACAAUCUUAAAGCUGAACAAGAAUCGAGAGAGAUGAUGGCCAACGUGCAUCUUGGUGAAAUGAGAAGUACACUAGUAAAGCAUAUUUAUUUUCAACAGGCUAUGCUAAGCAAAUAUACUCAAAUAGACCAAAUGAAUGAGUGCAGAAAAGAGGUGAAAAGUAGUCGUCGUCCUGAAGGAAACAACAGUAUACUUGAAGAACUAAUAGAUGAUCACUUAUUUCCGAUUGCAAUUACAGAAUUUCUCUCUGGGAAAGAUCUAAUUCCUCCUGCUAAACUUCUUCACUCUCUUGUAGAGCACAUACUACAGGAAUGUUCAGACCCUACACUUCCUGUUCAGUUUUUUCACAUCAUGUAUGCUCUACUCCAACAUAAUCCUCCUUGGAAAUCACCUUUCAUGUUAAGAUACUACCUGGAUGUUCUUCAGUGUCCUGUUUGCAUGAGAGGAACAUGGCCUCUGAUUGAGAUGCUUGUGAGAUCCUGCCUUUACUGUGAUGAUAUUUGUCAUUCGGUCCCUGCUCCAGAAACCACAAAUGAAGAAAAAACAUUUCACAAAAGUCUGCUAUUGUUUAUCAUGAAUUUGUUCCAAGCUGAAGUGCUGGCAUUAACAAGAAGUUUAUAUGAAGGAGUUGAUUCACAACAUCUGCAACCUAUGCCAAAGACAGUUCUUCUGAAGACCUUCUGGUUAGGAACUGAAUCAGAUCUUUUCACCAAACGGAUAAAUAUUCUAGUUGACUGGGUCAUAAAAUCCUACAGAGAAAAGUACAAGACAACUGAUGUUUUCAAGCAUGAGGUAGCAGAGCUACUAAAUGGAAUCUUGGGAGCUGUGGUAGAAUACUGGAUCCUUUCAGGGUUCAUAAUUGACAGGAAUAUGUUGCAUCCUGUAGCUGAUGAUCUUGCAUCUUACAUUGCCAUUUCAUGUGAUGAUUUUUCAGCAGAGGAAUUAAAACAUUUCAUUUCUUCCAUUCCAUCUCUGUGGCUUGAAAUGUUUGUUGCAGAAGCAGUCUUAAAAAAAUUAUAUUUCCAUACCAGCACUGUUGUUUCUUCUGAACUGCUCUCUCUCCAAAAAAUGGUUUGUUCCUAUCUGCCUGCUUUACAAGUAGGGAUGCGUGAGACAGGGAAGAUGCAGAAAGCAAAGAAAAAGAAAAUAGGGCAAUGGCCUUGCCCUGAGUCUCAAAGGGCAUUACUGAUGCUAAAUGGUGAUAAGCAGAACCAAGCCGAAGUGCUGCCUGAUGUACCUAUACAAACCGCUGGAAACGCUGCGCGUGUUCCAAGGAUGUUAGAAAACAAAAACAAAGAAAAUUGCCUUUCUUCAUCAACUAAACAGAAGAAUUUGUUGAAGGUUAAUCUUAAAGGAGAGACAGCUCUGCAUAUUGCUUGCAAAGGCAACAAUGUGAAGAAAUUGAUUCAUCUUCUGUCUCUACCAGGAAUGGAUAUUAAUGUUAAAGACUAUGCUGGUUGGACGCCUUUGCAUGAAGCCUGUAACCAUGGUAGCACAGUGUGUGUCCAUGAAAUUUUGCAACAUUGUCCAGAGGUAAACCUGUUCAGUCAAGUGGAUGGGGUAACUCCCUUGCAUGAUGCACUGUCAAACGGACAUGUAGAAAUUGCUGAGCUUCUUCUUCAGCAUGGGGGACCAGUAUUGCUACAACGAAAAGAUUCAGAGGGAAAUCUGCCACUUGAUCUGGUAAAAUGUGAAACAACUAAGCAACGUCUUUUGCAUGCUGCUAAGUUAGAAGAUACAGUUGAAGACUUUCAAGCUCAAGUGGAAAACAAUUUUUAUAAUAAGACAGAAAUUUGGAUCACCUUAUUUUGCAAGAUGUUGCUAAACUUUUGUUCUGUAUAUAACUUAUUUAGACCUCUUUCUGUAACAUUGAAAAAGUUAGGCUGCUCAAAUCCAUUCCUAGUGUCAGAUGAUUGUUGUAAAUUUAAUACUAGCUCUUCUAGCCAUUGGUUUAUAGAUCUUUAUUCUAGAGAGCUUGAAACCUUUAAAGAUCUCCCAGAGUAUCUUCAGAAAACCAUUGAGGAUCUUAAAAAUGGCCCAGAACAACAGAAACAAGCUUUUGCAGCAACACUACAACAAAUUUCAAUGACUGUUCAGAUGUCUAGCUUGUAUUUGGGCAACAAACUUCCAAACUAGCCUUGAUUGUCUAGAAUUGAUGUUCCGUCUUGUUCAUUGUCCUCAGCAUUUAAUGGUAAUAUCUAUGCCUGACAGAUGUACUCUUUCCCACAAGGAAAAUGGUGAAGACUACAUUGGCCCAGUUUAGCCAUAACAGGAAAUUAUGGUUUCCCACUAAGUUAACAAGUUUCAGUGAGCAUCAGGUUUUGCAUAUCAGAGUAGGAUAUCAGAAGCAUCUGUUUCCAGUUGCACAGUAAUCACAGCUCUCUAUGAUGGCUGGACUCAAGGAAUUGUGGUUUAAAUUAUGUUUCCAGAACCAGCCAGGAUCUGACACCAUGACGUAAUCCUGGCUUAUUUUCAGUAACUAUAGUUGGAUUGGCUACCUUUGGUUACAACAGCAGUGAUCACUAAGCUUUUGUAAUACUUUUUAAAGAUUGCAUUUUUAUUUGCAACGUGAUCAAUAUUAGAGUAAAAUAAAUAAUUGUUUGGAAAAAUACCUUGUGCAGUAAGCCAUUCCAGUGGUAUUCAAGCAGGUGCACUUUUUAAAAAGAAAAGUAAAAUACAUUUCUAAAAUGAGUUGUUUAAGAAGUUCAUAACCAUAGUUCACUAACCUUUAUUUCAUUCUUUGGUUUGGAUGUUAAUAAUUCUAAAAAUAUAAUAGCUUCCAAUAUUGUCAGAUUUAGUGCAUAUUUUAUGUCCAACUUCACCCCAGGGCUUUGGUCUACUUUUCCCAUACAAAGUUGGGAAAGUGCAUUUCCUUUGAGAAGGGUAAAUUAGAAAUGAAGCCCUUUUCUCUGCAAUAGAGUGAUGGCAAUGGGUAAUCUCACUAACCUUCCUUUCUACAGAU